GAAUUUCCUCUGAAAUGGAAUUGAGAUGCCGUCCCGCGGUGAUGUAUUGUUUUCUCGCCGUCCUCUCCUGCGUGAUUCCGCGCUCCGUGGGCUCGCCUUACGUGGACAGACAGUAUCUGAACGAGUGGGCCGUCGAGAUCCCGGGUGGACUGGAUGCCGCGGCGGAGAUCGCCCGAGAGCUGGACUACCAAUUGGUCCGACAGAUUGGGGCCUUGAAGGACCAUUUCUUGUUCAGACAUCGCAAACAUCCCCGUAGGAUGAAGCGAAGCGCCACGCACGUCACCAGGCAGCUGUCGGAGGAUGAUCGGGUGUUGUGGGCAGAGCAGCAGUAUGAGAAACGGCGCAGCAAGCGAGCUUCCAUUGGGCAGUGCCGGGACUGCCCGGCGGACAAGCUGUUUGAUGAUCCCAUGUGGAACCAGCAGUGGUACCUGCAAGACACACGCACGUCGUCUGCCCUGCCGAAACUGGACCUGCACGUCAUCCCGGUGUGGCAGAAAGGCAUCACGGGCAGAGGCGUGGUCAUCACUGUUCUGGAUGACGGACUGGAAUGGAAUCACACAGACAUCUACUCCAACUACGAUGCAGCAGCCAGCUAUGACUUCAACGACAACGACGCCGACCCCUUCCCCAGAUACGACGCCACCAAUGAAAACAAGCAUGGGACCAGAUGUGCUGGUGAGAUCGCCAUGCAAGCAGACAACAAUAAAUGCGGCGUUGGCGUGGCCUUCAAUUCCAAAGUUGGAGGCAUUCGUAUGCUGGAUGGGAUUGUGACGGACGCCAUCGAGGCCAGCUCGAUUGGCUUCAAUCCAGAGCACGUGGACAUCUACAGUGCUAGUUGGGGACCCAAUGACGAUGGCAAAACCGUCGAGGGUCCAGGUCGCCUGGCUCAAAAAGCCUUCGAGUACGGCAUCCAGAAGGGCCGAGGUGGGAAGGGCUCAAUCUUUGUUUGGGCAUCAGGUAACGGUGGCCGCCAGGGGGAUAACUGUGACUGUGAUGGCUACACAGACAGCAUCUACACUAUCUCAAUCAGCAGCGCCUCCCAGCAGGGCUUGUCUCCGUGGUACGCUGAAAAGUGCUCCUCCACACUGGCUACAGCGUACAGCAGUGGAGACUACACAGACCAGAGGAUUACCAGCGCUGAUUUACACAAUGAGUGCACUCAAACUCACACCGGAACGUCUGCGUCCGCACCGCUAGCUGCGGGAAUCUUUGCCUUGGCACUGGAGCAAAAUCCAGAUCUGACCUGGAGAGACCUGCAGCACAUUGUGGUCUGGACGUCAGAGUUUGAUCCCUUGGCCAAUAAUCCAGGUUGGAAGAGGAAUGGAGCGGGACUGAUGGUCAACAGCCGCUUUGGUUUUGGACUUCUCAAUGCCAAAGCCUUGGUUGACCUUGCUGACCCUGCAACGUGGAAGCAUGUGCCAGAAAAAAAGCAAUGCAUUGUGCGGGAUGACUCUUUCCAGCCCAGGAAUUUGAAAGCAGCAGGGGAGACCACCAUAGAGAUUCCAACUAAAGCCUGUGCGGGGCAGGAGAACUCCAUUGGCUCACUGGAGCAUGUGCAGGUGGAGGCUAGCAUUGAAUACACCAGGAGAGGCGAUCUCCAUAUCACACUUACCUCGCCAGCUGGCACCAGCACAGUGCUGCUAGCUGAGCGCGAGCGUGACACGUCCUCCAACGGUUUUAGAAACUGGGAUUUCAUGUCUGUCCACACAUGGGGUGAAGACCCUUCUGGUACUUGGACCAUCAAGAUAACUGACACCUCGGGCCGUAUGGCGAAUGAGGGUCGGAUCUUGAGCUGGAAGCUGAUUCUCCACGGAACAUCCGAAAAGCCGGAGCACAUGAAGAAGCCUCGAGUGUAUAUUCCCUACAAUGCUGUGCAGAAUGACCGGCGUGGUGUGGAACAUAUGGAUGACAUGAUGGUGGAACCCACUCGGGCCCCUCCACCUAUGAAGACUAAAACACAAGCCGUAGCUGCUUCCGACGCACUCAAGAAAGCCCAAAAGCCACCAACCCCUCCGUACUCCCCCACACAGGCCUUGCUACGUCUCCUGCAGACAGCCUUCAACAGGCAAAGCCCCGCCAUCCAGGAGCCCCCAACAGCCGGGGGGAGGCAGCAUCCCGGAAGGGGGUCCUCCCUCCUGGCAACGCGAAUCCCCCCACAGAAGCUGUAUCAAGCUCUGGACAUGAUCGACAAGUACGCUGGCCCGGGGCACAGAGUCUACAGUGACUAUAGUGAUGGCUUCUACAGCGCCAAGCCAUACAGGCAUAGAGAUGACCGCCUGCUGCAGGCCCUGUUUCAGAUGAUAGAUGAUGACCAGAAAUGAGAGAGAUGGCAAGUGAGAGCGAGAGAGGAUACAACGGUGUGCUUGUGUAUUGGUUGGGAAGUAGAGGGAUGUGGCAAAAAAAAAAUGAAAGGAGAAUAAAAUUGGGAAAAUAAGAGAAAAAAGGACCUCAAAGGUCUUGUAUUGGGUUCUGCAGGUUGCCCCCCAAAUCCUCCAUAUUUACUAUCUAAGUCACACACACACACAUAUAUAUUACACUGUAUAUCUCUAUAUAUAGAUAUACAGAUAUAUACAGAUACUGUAUAUAAAUAUAGAUAUAUUGCUAACCGGUGACUUAUUCUCAGGAUAUCCACAAACCUUUCUCAAAGCCUAUGUUGACAACAAAACAUACAUUCUACUAUAUGGUGAAAUAACAGAGAGAGAGCAACUGUUGUGUCUGACUAUUUAAAGCUCUGGCCUCCCUUCUGGAAAAAAACAAAACAAAACAAUUAAGAGUAGCUACAUGUUUAAAGGAAAUGAAAAAAAAAUCGUACAAAAACAACAUAA
Messenger RNA from Hippocampus zosterae (dwarf seahorse), 2825 nucleotides. It is a transcript of the gene pcsk1, whose product is annotated as proprotein convertase subtilisin/kexin type 1. NCBI's taxonomy places the organism in Eukaryota, Metazoa, Chordata, Actinopteri, Syngnathiformes, Syngnathidae. Bases 15 to 2321 code for a protein of 768 amino acids. Gene Ontology annotation, biological process: protein processing. Gene Ontology annotation, molecular function: serine-type endopeptidase activity. The record is from RefSeq and is a predicted model, not a curated record. The transcript is spliced from 14 exons. Gene Ontology annotation, cellular component: Golgi membrane; trans-Golgi network.